This is a messenger RNA of Pimephales promelas (fathead minnow), 3136 nucleotides long. NCBI's taxonomy places the organism in Eukaryota, Metazoa, Chordata, Actinopteri, Cypriniformes, Leuciscidae. The record is from RefSeq and is a predicted model, not a curated record.
UGUGAUGAUUACAUUAUAAGGAUAUAUUUAAAUUACAAUAGGUUUGGGAGGUGUAAACAUUUCUUCUUCUUCUUCUUCUUUUUAAUCUGACAGUACACGUAUAAAACAUGGGGCUUAAAAACAGACUACACAUAAAGUAAAAAAAGAUGAAAGCGAAAUAGUUUUUAAAAAUGCAUCAUGAUCUUUAGUAAGUUGUUUUAUUAUAUGAAUAAUAUGUUUUAAAUAUGUUUUUUUUUAUUCUGUUACAUUAUCAUUCAUAGCCUACUUAAUUUAUAAAUAAAUAAUAAUAAUAAAAACAGUUUAUAAAAGGCAAGAGCAUCUGUCCUCUCCGCCCCCUAGCAGUCGUCAGCGAACUCGCUAUGGAAACCAAAUUGCGUGAUGUAAACAAGCAUCAGGUUUUUACCUCUGUGGUUUUUACGUUGUUUCCAAUGGACUAAUCGAUCGCUUUAAAAACAUUUAUUUAAGAACGAACGGGGAAGAUAUUCCAUUUAUUGAACUAUGGAGGUGUUACCGGAGGCAGAUUGUGAAGAGGACGCUACUAUAACUUAUGAUGAAGAAGAGGGUGUUCGAGAAUUGAAGAGCAGGCUGUCUAGCAUACCAACAACCCCCACAGUUACACACAUUUUCAGAGCAAAGCCAAUACCUCAAGUGGACCUUUCCAAUUGUCCAUCCUCAUAUAAGGAGAACUCCUCACAGGAGAAGCUCAUGCUUGCGAUGGCUGAGAACUUCCGUCAGCAGUAUGCUCUUUUAUAUCCUGAUAACAAAGUGCUUCUACUGUGUCCUGUAAAUGAGUGCGGCGUUCAGAAAUUUGUAAGCACCACCUUGCGAAGAACAUUGCUGCCGUAUCCUGAGCUGUACUACUGGGAGGGAUGUGCUAGUUUUGUGUCUGAUUAUCUCUCGUUGGAGCUCUUGGAUCCACCAUUUGAACUUCCCAAGCAGCUGUCAUCGCCCACCUGGGUUCUGCAGACUCGGAGAGGCACGUGUUUUGAUUUCUCCAGUGUGCUGUGUAGCCUGUUGUUGGGCGCAGGAUACAAUGCUUACUGCGUCAGUGGGUACGCUACUAAAGAGAUGUGUCUUCUCGAUCAGUCACGGGAAGAAUGUCCCUUACUGCAGACUCAAAUCCAAGGGAAAACAGAGGAACCGAAGAAGAUAUUGAGGAAAUACUCUGUGAAACCCCCACGCGACUUGGACAGCUCCUUUGAAAAGCGUCAAGAGGAGAAACGUCAGACAGAAGCUGAAGAAGCUGCACUGAAGGAACAACUGGAAGCUGAGAGACUUCAGAAGGAGAAAGAACGUCCACCGCCCGACCCUCUUCUGGGCUUGAGAGUUCACAGCUGGGUUCUGGUGCUCUCAGGGAACCGGGAGGAACCUGAGAACUUCUUCAUUGACCCUCUGACAGGCAAGAGAUACUCCACCACCAAUGAGAACUUUCUGGGCAUAGAGAGUGUCUGGAACCAUCAAAACUACUGGGUCAACAAACAAGACUGUACUUUCGGUUGUGGGGAGAUGACCUUUGACUUGGGUGAUCUAUCAAAGUGGGAGUAUAUGUUGUGUGGCCCAACUAGCCAAUCUAUGUCAAACAUUUCUGAGCCAGAGACACUCCAAGACUCAGAAGAUGAGGAAGAAGAGGAAACGGAUGAGCUGAAAGUGUUUGAAAUGCCUCCAUCUUGGGUGACUAAAAUAGAGAUUUCACCCCCAGAUAUGGAAAUGCGUUUUCCAGGGGGUAUGAAGGUUGUCCAGUACAGGAAAGCCAAGCUGGAGAAGUUUGCCCCUCACCAUCAGAUAGAUGGUCUUGUGACCAGACUCACCAUUUAUAAAGACCUUGAUUGCACACAAACCAGCACUGUUAAGGAAUGGUUCAGUCACCGAGGAGACUGUCUUGACGAGAGAGAAUUUCACACAGACAGCAAUGUGACAUCUGAUUAUUUCAGGCCUGGAAGAAGGGAUGCUCUCAGAUGCCACAGGUACGUCACUUUAGUUCCUGAGACGGAACGUCAGAUGGACUUUUAUAGUCAUACUCACACUGACGGUCUAGCCAGAAGAAUCGAGAAGCCUUUCGAAAUGACAGAAACCUUUGAAGAUCGGCUUGACUUUCUCUUUUAUCGACAUGUUGUUUACGGAAAGCAAGUCAAAGUGAUUCGGGCUGGAGAGGCUUUUGAACAACGGCCUCUAAUGAGGGUGGAGGAGCGGUUCCACAGAGAUCCUUCUAAGCCGGCAAGUAAAGAUGUGGCUGAACGGAUCUUUAAGAUGUCUGACAGACGGAUCAAGGUGACCUAUCAUCUGGAGGACGACAGGAUCACCCCAUCUUGGCUCAACUUCAUGAAACCCAAAGAAGCGGCAGACUCGCAGAAAGCACAAGCUUUUACUCCACAGAUGGUUUCUGGCUUUCAGGUGGAUCGUUUUGCGAAACCCUACAAGAACUUGCAGUUGUAUGAAAUGCUUGUGGAAUUGAUGAAAGAUGAGUAUAACAUUGAACUUGGGAUCAGAGAUUCGGAAAAAGAGGUAAAGGCCAUUCUGUCUUUGAGAAAAAAGGAGGAAAGUAAUACUGAUCUGCUGAUCUCUAUAUACAACACUAGGAGGAACAAGAUGGCACAUCAGCACAUGGAAGAAAAGGAACGUAUGGCUAAAGAAAAGAAGCAGCGGCAGAAAGAGAAAGAGCUAGACCUGUUGGCUCCUUUCCAGGCUCGACUGGGACUACCAGAAGUCCUCACGCACCAGGAAGCACUUCAGUUGGAGACAGAGUGUCUGACUGAGUUUAAACAGUUGCUUGAUAACAAAACCAGCAGUAUCCAGAGCAGAAUCGAAAAGGAGACAGAGGAGUUGCAGAAGAAGCAGCAGUGGUUCCAGAAGAACCAGCUCAACUUGACCUCUAAGGACGAGGAAGAUUACCAAGCUUACUGCUCUGAAGCCAAGUUCAGGAUCCACAUUCUCAAAAUGAGACUCAGUCGACACAAGGAGAGGGGACCUCAGAAGACUCUGGCCCUGGAGGAGAAUCUAAAAAGACAUCCAAAGUUGGCCAGUUACUCAUUGUGACACAGGAUAAGUGCAUCCUAUCUACUAUCUGGGGCACCCUAUCUUUCAGGACAUAUCUCUAACCGUCACAUAUGAGUUCAAUAAAAUGUUCUGUUGAAUCAUU